CGCCCACCCUGUCUUCGGUAUUCCGCCCGACGCCACGGUCGCCGGUGCCGCCCAGCUCGUUCCCGUCGGGGCUGGCGCCGGUGGCGAGCAACGACUCCCGGACGGUGACCCGACGCGUCUCGCGGACGGACUUGGACUUUGAGCAGGCGCUGCGGGGGGAGGGGACGGUGCAGUUGAAGGAGGGGCUGGACAUCAACGCGCUGGGGACGGUUGACAGCCCCGGGCCGUCGCCCAAGACGCCGCUCUCGCCUCCGAACCACCGACCAAGGGGGCCGCGCAUCGGCGUCACCCCGUCCACGCCCACCGUCGAGCCCCCCACCCCGUCCCCCGCGUCUGCCGGCCCCGCCGUCGGACAGCACACGAUACGCAAGCUGCCGUCGCCACCGUCCAGCACCUCCACGGAGGUCUUCUACGACGCCGAGGAUGCCGACCUCCCGACGAAGCGUCGCUCCAUGUACCGCUCCCAGGGCACCGCCAGCAGCCCCGACCUCGCCACCCUCGUGAGGAAGGCCAAGGAGCGCGGGACGACGUACGAUCGCAGCAAGGACGCCCGCGAACAAAACAAGGACCCCGCCCCGCCUCUGCCGUCCUCCUCGUCGUCGAGCACCGGCACCUCGACGACGCGCCCGCGAUCGUCUACGCAAUCGCCGGGGACGGCGCGACUUCGGCGCGCGGACCACCCCGUCCCUGCAAGCCCUACCAUCUACGACUGGGCAGGCAGUCCCAAGCCCAAGGUCCCCGCCAAAGAUUACGGCACCAUCAAGCCUUCUAUGCACAAUCCCAAGUCGAUGAGGUCAAAGACGACGGCCUUCUUCGGUAGGAUGUUGGGGCAGGGUACCGUCAGGGACCGUUCUCAACGGAUGGACCUUCCUUCGCCAACUUCCUUAUCAUCCUCUAUGACCAUCCCCGCCUUGUCCUCAUCGUCGUCCUCCAUCCCUACCCCCGCCCGAGAGGGGAGAAGGCUGCCGAUCAAGUCUCCCGUGAAGGACGUCUUCGGUGACGCGCUCGCUCCGACGCCCACCCCCAAUAUGGGCAAACCUCUUCCUCCCAUCCAGAACGGUCGCUCGACGUCGGACGAUUUCGAUGCCGACGAUCACUCCUUUGUCCAGGUCGAGCAGCCCUCUCAGUACAUCGAGGACCCACCCGUCGCUUUGUCGUCCAAGACCAUCACCAAGUCCACCGUACGUCGUCUACCCGAGCUUCCGAGCAUCAACGCGACGAAGCGGAGAAGCAUGAGCGUCAGCGAGUUCGAACUGAAGCAGGCCAUGGCCCAGGCAUCCUCCUCCACGCCGCUCCCAGAGUCAUCUCCGGUCAAGGACCGAAAGCCUCGCAGGCCGGAGGAGAAGCGCUCGUGGGACUCCCGCAUCAAUGGGAUGAUCACCGACCUGAAGGGCGAGCUGUCCCAGUUGGAGAGCAUCUCGUCGGGGUCGCUGGACCUGAAGGAUCCGUCCACCCCUGCCCGCAGGGCGGCGCUCCAUCGGGCACAGACGGAUAGUCCUACCGCGUCGUCCAGGAGGACCACGUUGGACUCCCUUGCGUCGUCGCCUGGUCCGUCCACGCCCGUGGUCAAGCUCGAUCCUCCAGCUUCUCAGGAGGGCGCUGCGGGCUCGCAGAGAUCCUCGCAGGAGAACGCGGAGAUACUCGACAUCACCGACGUCCCGCCGCGCACGACUUCUCUGCAGACGCCGCCACGACACCGAUCCGGAUCCAACUCUACCGAAUCGUGGCGCCAUGGCAUGGGCAAGAACGUGCCGCGCACGAUGAGAUCGUACACGGCGGACGCGCCUUCCGCCGUGGCCGCGGGGAAUCAUCAAGCCGCAAACUCCCGUCUUCGCGUGCAGCAUCGGUCUGCCGCGUCCAGUUCUGAGCCUUCGUUGAUUUCCGCGGGCGACGAAGGGGGUCGAACAUGUAAACAUCGUUUCGUGUCGCCUCUGAUGUCGAUCAAGGCGCAACAUGAACUCGCUCAGAGCGAAUUGUCCCUCAAUCGAUACGCGUCCAAUCCCUCCCUGGGUAAAUCGGAUGAAACGUCCGGUGACAUGGAGGCAAGGGGCAAGGAACUGGCUGCAAGGUGCUACAGGGAGGACGAGACCUUCUUGCCGCGGGAAAAGAUUGCGGAAUGGCUUGGUGGGCAGAGCCCGAUCAACGCGGUCGCGUUGCGCUAUUACAUGGACUACUUUGAUUUCUCGGGGCUGCGGCUCGAUAAUGCCUUCCGAAAACUAUGUGGCAAGCUGUACCUCAAGGCCGAGACCCAGCAGGUUGACCGUAUCCUGGAACAGUUCAGUAUUCGGUAUCACGAGUGCAAUCCGGAUAACCUGUUCGGCAAGGCGAGCGUGGUGCAUGCGACCACAUACUCGCUGCUGUUGCUCAACACCGACCUCCACGUUGCCGACCUCGCGACGCGCAUGUCCCGCAGCCAGUUCGUGCGGAACACCCUGGAGGCCAUCCUGAUGGACCUCCGGCACGAACGCUCCCCCGGCGGUAUCUCGACCCCAGAUCUCGUCGACGAUGCGAGCAGCAUCCGCGACGGCAGCGACACGAACACGACCGCGGGCACGCCGCAGCCGCGCCAGAAGCGGAGCGGCAGCAUCGCGAGCUGGAACAGCGUGACGAGGGACGUGAUGGCCUCGCCUGGGGCGUCGAUGAAGAGCUACCCGGUGUCGGUGCAGGGCGACGCGCAGGACCCGGCUAGCUUGAGUAACAGUACGGCUUCCGUGCCGAUGGGCUCUGGCUCGGGCGUGGGCGGCGGUAGCUCUGGUAUGGGCAGUAGCUCCGGUGUGGGGAGCAGUUCGGAUGGCAGAGUUGGGCGUAAUUCGAGCUCGGUGUCUGUGGUCUAUAACCGCGCCUGGGAGGCCGAGAUGGAGAUACUGCUGAAGGAUAUUUACAACGCCGUCAAAACGCAACAGAUCCUGCAGCCGCUCGGCAGUUCUCUUGCGGCGCGUAGCUCAACGUCGUCGCUGACGCCUGGGACUCCCAUGAUGAGGCACCGUGCUGGUGGCAGGCAGCCUGACCGGCUGGCCACGCUCAAACGCGGAAGCAUACGAGGACUUUCGACUCUUCUUGGUGCUCAGGCUGGAGUUAGUCCAUACAGCAGUAACAGCAGCAUCGACGGGCGCGUCAGUCCUUCGCCCAGCUUUGCUAGCCACGAGGCAUUCCUGGCCCCUACUCUUGGUUUUGCAUCCAACCUUUCCCAUACUAUCAUUCGCGAAGCCCAGGAGGACGACGAUCGCAGUCACCACAGUCAGGACUCCAUAUCGACGGAUAUCAGUAUCACAGACGAGGAGCUUGCCCUUCUGGGCGCCCCGUGGGCCAAAGAAGGUAUGCUCUGUCGGAAACACUACUGGGAGGCCACCGGCAAGAAGUCCAAGUCGAGGAACUGGAUGGACGUCUUCGUCGUCAUACAGAAGGGCGAGCUGAACAUGUUCGUGUUCGGCGAGCAUCACGGAGGAGGUUCCAGCGUGGUUGGUGGGGGUAACUGGCUUGAAAAUGCCCAACCCGUCGGCACGAUCCAACUGGCGCAUUCUCUUGCGCACGCCUUGCCACCUCCAGGGUAUAACAGGGAACGACCCCACUGCAUGGUUCUUACACUUGCGAACGGAGGAGUGUACUUCUUCCAGGCGGGCACCGAAGAGCUCGUGAACGAGUGGGUUUCGACGUGCAACUACUGGGCUGCUCGGCAAAGUAAGGAGCCUUUGGCCGGCGGCGUGUCGAACAUGGAGUACGGCUGGAACCGCGUCGUCGAAAUGGCCACCCAUGGACGCUCCAUGUCCGAAGAUCAGAACACUCGUGAAAACGAUACGAUGAGCGUCCGAAGCGGACGCAGCACGCGUAGCAAAUUCGGGCGCAAAGACAACGCUGCUACGAUGCGCACGUCGCCCUGGUCGGAUCGCGUCUUCAUCAAUGACUGGAAACCACCGAUGCCGUCAACGGUGCCAAGUAGCCAUGAUGAGGAGGCUCAGUUGGAUGCCCUCAAAAAGCAUGUUGCUGCCCUCAAAAACGACUUGAAGGGUCACAACAACCUCCGGGAACCGAUGACUGCGCUGUACCAGCCGCGAUCCGCGAAUGCGACCAGAGCCCAGAACAACUGGGAGAAAAAGUCGCAGUAUCUUCUCACUGAGAUCGUGAAGUACGAGUCGUACAUCGAAUCCCUACAGUCCGCGAUGGCGCUCCGGUUGAAGAAGCGGGGCGAGAAGGCUCUCGACAAAGCUCUCUCGCAGCCUGAUCCAAGCGAGGAAAUCACCGGGUCGAAAUGGAAGGGCUAUCCUGACCAGGAAACGAUCAUGGAGAGCGAAGAGCCCCCGGCCACUCCUACCGUGUCGCAGCACCACCAUCGCAGAGAGACAGCAGAAGGCCGCGCCUCUGGAUAAACCUUCCGUUGAUCCUCCUCCCAUCUUGCCAUUCUGUUUCCCCUUUUCACUCUCGAGAUAAUGGCCUUAUUUGAUAUACAUAUUUGUCGCGGAUACUCAGGGCGACUGUUCACUGAUCUUGCAUCCUUCAUCCGCUGGCUAUCGCAUCCCUUUUGACGUAUCGUAUCGCAAUGCUUUCAUCCUACAUCAUGGCAGUACCUGUGUACAAACAGCGGGUGGAGUUGUAUUGUAUAUAUUGGAAGCUUUGUUUAAUUUAGGCGCCUUC
This is a messenger RNA of Punctularia strigosozonata HHB-11173 SS5, 4629 nucleotides long. RefSeq lists its product as uncharacterized. The transcript has 10 exons. Gene Ontology annotation, molecular function: guanyl-nucleotide exchange factor activity. Lineage: Eukaryota; Fungi; Basidiomycota; Agaricomycetes; Corticiales; Punctulariaceae. The coding region runs from base 453 to 4364 and encodes 1303 amino acids. Gene Ontology annotation, biological process: regulation of ARF protein signal transduction. The record is from RefSeq and is a predicted model, not a curated record.